Molecule: messenger RNA, 969 nt
Organism: Caenorhabditis bovis
Lineage: Eukaryota; Metazoa; Nematoda; Chromadorea; Rhabditida; Rhabditidae
Source: the annotation of a GenBank genome assembly
AUGAUGACGAUGAUGAAUCAGAAAUUGAGCGAAAAUCAACGUCUUCAUCGCGAAUUGUCGCAGUUGAAAUUGGCAACCGAAGUGAUUAAAUAUGACGUCGGUGAUGGCAGAAAAUCCCGAAGAAUCCUUUCAAAUAAUGAGGAAUUUAUAUUUAUUGGUGGCAUCCCGCGUAGUGGAACAACUCUGAUGAGAGCCAUGCUUGAUGCUCAUCCGGACGUUCGAUGUGGGGGCGAAACGAUGUUGCUUCCAAAUUUUCUAACUUGGCAACGAGGUUGGCGAUUGAGCGAAUGGACGAAUAAUUCGGGGAUCACGCAGCAAGUCUUCGAUGAUGCCUCUUCGGCUUUCAUCACAGAGAUUAUCGGAAAACACGGAGAAAUGGCGCCUAGGCUAUGCAAUAAAGACCCGUAUACUGCAUUAUGGCUUCCAACUUUACGUAGAUUGUUUCCGAAUGCGAAAUAUCUCCUGAUGAUAAGAGAUGCACGUGCUAUAAUCCAUUCAAUGAUUGAGAGAAAGGUGCCUGUUGCUGGAUACAACACAUCCAACGAAAUUCAAAUGUUUCGAAAAUGGAAUCAGGAAAUUCAAAAAAUGUAUUUUCAAUGCGAAACAUCGGCGGGUUUAUGCCUAAAAGUUUAUUAUGAAAGACUUAUUCAAAAACCGAAAGAGGAAGUGGAAAGAAUAUGCAAGUUUCUAGAUAUUCCAUACUCCGAUCAAAUGCUCCGUCAUCAAGAACUAAUUGGAGUCGAGGUCGAAAUAAAUGACCAAGAAUUCAGCGCAUCGCAAAUAAAGAAUUCGAUCAACUCUGGACCAUUAACAUCAUGGUUUGACUGCAUUUCACCAGACGUUUUGAAUCAAAUUGGCGAGAUCGCCCCGUUUUUGGCAUUUCUUGGUUAUAAUACUUCUAGCACUAAGCCCAGUUACGACAGAUUCACAAAUGACGAUUUUUAUAAUUUUCGAAAUAACUAUUCAUAG